CCCCACUGACCCACUCCAGAGCUGCCACGGGGCUUGCUUAGUUCCAGACCAGUGGGAGCAGGGAAUGAUCGAAUGAUCUAACUGGGGGAAGCACCCACCCGCCUCAGCCAGCCUGCCCUCCCGCCAAAGGGGCCCUGGCUCACCUUCUGGCCCUCCCAUCUUGUCUAUAAUUUUAAUUGCCACUUUUCUUUGGUGUUUUUUGGAAAAUGCUUCUUUGACUUUUGAGUAGGUACCUUCCCCAAUGGUCUUGCCCAGCUGGUAUCCAUUGGAGAGCAGAAAGUCCUCCAUGCUGUCUAGCGCCUCCUUCCUAUCACCCUCUCAGCUCAUGCUGCCUCUGCGAGGCAGCUCUACGCCACCAUCGCCCUUGGCCUGCUCCUUUUCUCCCCAAGCACUUCAUCCGCAGCCGCCCCCGGCGUUAGAACAUUGUCUGGACACAGCCGCGGGUGGUGGGGAGGGAGAGGGCCAGACAUUUUAAGACUCUGGUGCAAUUGUGAUGUAAAUGCUGUGUGACCCUUGGCCAAAAUGGGUAGUGCCCCUAUCUGCUCUCAUUACCACCACCAAACCCAGCCCGGGUUAAGUCACCGCCGCGCCCACUCCCGCGCCAGGCACUGGGUCAUAGCUCCCCCUAGGAGGGCGUUCCGCGGCGUCUGUGUGGGCCGGGGAUACCCGUAUCGCAGCCGUGGACGCCGUCUUGCGGCGGGUUGCCCUGGCCUCCUGCGCCGCACUAGGUUAGCUGGGGUCGGCGCGACCCCGUCUCCAGGCGCCACGGCCAAAGCCCUCCAGUUCCUGGCUCCAACCUGCGCUAAGUGCCUGGGGCGGCCGGGGGCGCCGUUGGGGAUUCCCCAGCUGGAGGAACGGGCUCUGUGAGGUCAGCGCGCCGUGGCCUGGGUCACAAUGCUGCCCUCCUCGAUGCCAGCGCCCGGGCGCGCCACAGACACCUGCCCGGCUCCGCUUGGACCGGAGCGUUCUCCAGUGGCCAGGGCUCGGGCAGCUGCUUCCAGCCUGGGACCGGCCUCGGCCUCCGGCAGAGCGCCCCGGGGCCUGGACAUGAGCGCCCAGGAGCCCCCGCAGGGUCGGAGAUUCCCCAUUGAGGCCGGAGACUCCAGUGGCCUUGCCGCCGCCCCCGAGUCCCAGGACAGCCCGGAGGCGGUAGCGACGGAGCACAACCCGGUCAGCAGGCCGCUUCGACGUUGCCCCGGCUGCCACUGCCUGACGCUGCUGCACGUGCCCAUCGACGUCUACCUGGCCAUGGGCGGGAGCCCCCGGGCUCGCGCCACGUGAGCGCAUUGCGGCUCCACGGGAGCCGGGCGGGAACGAGGCCCGCCGCGGGCCACCACGCUGAGGUCGCACGCGCCGAGCACGAGACAAUGAUGCACAUUUUAAAAUAAAAGAAUGAUGCACAUUUUAAUAAAGCACAGCAUAAACUGUUCUUUCCA
Molecule: messenger RNA, 1436 nt
Organism: Cebus imitator (Panamanian white-faced capuchin)
Lineage: Eukaryota; Metazoa; Chordata; Mammalia; Primates; Cebidae
Gene: FAM229A
Product: family with sequence similarity 229 member A
Exons: 3
Coding region: 895-1281 (128 amino acids)
Source: RefSeq, a predicted model, not a curated record